AUGCAAACUACUGCUUACCCAUGGAUUUUAUUGGGUGAUAUGAACUUCAUUCUAAGAAAUAGAGAGAAAUCUGGUGGCAAUCCUCAUUCUCAAAACAUGUUGAACAAUGCUAAUGAUUUUGUUAAUGCUCUACGUGUUCAUGAUAUAAGCUUUUUUGGCAAUUUAUUUACUUGGACCAAUAGGAGACAUGAUGCUGAGUUGAUUCAAGAAAGGUUAGAUAGAUUUCUAGGUGAUGAAACCUGGUUCAAUUUCUUCCCAGAUUGUCAUGUCUAUCAUCUAGCUACUAUAUCUAGUGAUCAUGGCCCUAUUGUUCUUACCAGUUCAAAACAGUUAAAUUCUGCCAAGAAACCAAAUAAAUUUAACAAAUGUUGCCUUAGGGAUUCCUCUUGUAAUGAUAUUAAUGUUGAAGAUGAUUACUGGAAGCAAAGAGCUAAAGAUGAUUUGUUCAAAUUUGAUAAUAGAUAUACUAGUUAUUGUCAUUCUAGAGAUAAUUUUAGAAUGAAAAAAACUAAUAUUGAAUUUAUUAAGGAUAAUACUGGUGUUUGGUUAACUGGUGGACAUGGGAUUGCUGUUAAUCUUAAAAAUCAUUUUUCCUCUAUUAGUAGAACUAGUAAUCCUACUCACAAUGCUAGGCUUUUUUAUUGUGUUAAUGCCUGUGUUACUAAUGCUGAUAACUUGUGUUUGAUGAGAUUACCUUCUAAAGAUAAAAUCAAGGAUGUGGUUUUUAGUAUGAAGCCCUGGACUUCACCUGGACCUGAUGGUUUCCCACCAGGGUUUUACCAGAAUAUGUGGGACAUAAUUGGAGAAGAUACUGUAAAAAUGGUUCACUGCUUCUUUUAA
Molecule: messenger RNA, 840 nt
Organism: Papaver somniferum (opium poppy)
Lineage: Eukaryota; Viridiplantae; Streptophyta; Magnoliopsida; Ranunculales; Papaveraceae
Exons: 2
Coding region: 1-840 (279 amino acids)
Source: RefSeq, a predicted model, not a curated record